Nannospalax galili (Upper Galilee mountains blind mole rat) is the source of this 2446-nucleotide messenger RNA. RefSeq names its product transcriptional adaptor 2A (gene Tada2a). Gene Ontology annotation, molecular function: transcription coactivator activity; chromatin binding; protein binding. NCBI's taxonomy places the organism in Eukaryota, Metazoa, Chordata, Mammalia, Rodentia, Spalacidae. Gene Ontology annotation, cellular component: SAGA-type complex; nucleus. The record is from RefSeq and is a predicted model, not a curated record. Gene Ontology annotation, biological process: chromatin remodeling; regulation of transcription by RNA polymerase II.
GCCGCGCGCGUAGGGUGGGGCGCGCACGCAGAGAGUCCGGGCUCCGCGCGGAGGUGGGAGACGUGGCGAGGGGACCAUUAAUCUUUGGCAUAGCUGCUGGCCACUUCUGAAAUCCUGAAGAAGCUCGAUACUAAGGAAGAUCAAACAGCAGACUUGGCCGAUUAGAGGAUGGACCGUCUGGGUUCCUUCAGCAGUGACCCCUCUGAUAAGCCACCGUGCAGAGGCUGCUCCUCCUACCUCAUGGAACCGUAUAUCAAGUGUGCUGAAUGUGGGCCACCUCCUUUUUUCCUCUGUUUGCAGGAGGAUUUGAGUACAAGAAACAUCAGAGUGAUCACACUUAUGAAAUAAUGACCUCAGACUUUCCUGUUCUUGAUCCCAGCUGGACUGCUCAAGAAGAAAUGGCUCUUUUGGAAGCUGUAAUGGACUGUGGCUUUGGAAACUGGCAGGAUGUAGCUAAUCAGAUGUGCACCAAGACCAAGGAGGAGUGUGAGAAGCACUACAUGAAGCAUUUCAUCAAUAACCCUCUGUUUGCAUCCACCCUGCUAAACCUGAAACAAGCUGAGGAAGCCAAAACUGCUGACACAGCCAUUCCAUUUCACUCUGCAGAUGACCCUCCCCGUCCUGCCUUUGACUCUUUGCUUUCCCGGGAUAUGGCAGGGUACAUGCCAGCUCGAGCAGAUUUCAUUGAGGAGUUUGAUAAUUAUGCAGAAUGGGACUUAAGAGACAUCGAUUUUGUUGAAGAUGACUCAGACGUUUUACAUGCUCUGAAGAUGGCCGUGGUAGAUAUCUAUCAUUCCAGGUUAAAGGAGAGACAAAGACGAAAAAAAAUUAUACGAGAUCAUGGAUUAAUCAACCUUAGAAAGUUUCAAUUAAUGGAGCGGCGAUAUCCCAAGGAGGUCCAAGAUCUUUAUGAAACAAUGAGGCGCUUUGCGAGGAUUGUGGGGCCAGUGGAACAUGACAAGUUCAUUGAAAGCCAUGCAUUGGAAUUUGAACUCCGGAGGGAAAUCAAGAGGCUCCAGGAAUAUAGGACAGCAGGCAUCACCAAUUUUUGUAGCGCCAGGACAUACGAUCACCUAAAGAAGACUCGCGAGGAGGAGCGCCUUAAACGCACCAUGCUCUCGGAAGUUCUCCAGUACAUCCAGGACAGUAGUGCGUGCCAGCAGUGGCUCCGCCGGCAGGCUGACAUUGAUUCUGGACUGAGUCCUUCUGUUCUGAUGGCUUCAAACUCAGGAAGACGAAGUGCACCACCCUUGAACCUCACUGGCCUCCCUGGUACAGAGAAACUAAAUGAAAAAGAAAAGGAGCUCUGUCAGAUGGUCAGGUUGGUCCCUGGAGCCUAUUUAGAAUAUAAAUCUGCUCUGCUGAAUGAAUGUAACAAGCAAGGAGGCUUGAGACUGGCACAGGCAAGAGCACUCAUCAAGAUAGACGUGAACAAAACCCGGAAAAUCUACGACUUCCUCAUCCGAGAAGGGUACAUCACUAAAGCCUGAAUCUCAGUGUACUUGGCAACACAGGCCAAAAGUUUGUAAUGUGGUGGGUCAAAGGACAGUGUGAGCAUUCUGGAGUUGAAUUCUGAGUUGAAUUCUUAUUUUGAAAAGCAGGAAAGACUCCAUAGAAAAUCCUGUUUUAACGUCUGCUUUCCUCUCUGCCAUUUUGAAGCACUCCUGUUGUUGGUAUAGUGCUGCAGAGUUGUGUGCUCAAUAAGCUAUUAUUAAAUACGAGUGGGCAUUCAUUCCUAACACCUCUUGUAACUAAAACAAGAACCAUAGUACCUCACAUCAUAGUUUUGGUGAAAAUAGAACCAAAUCAAGCCACAGCAUUUCAUCCCAGGAGUCCAGCUCAGAUCCUUGCACUUGAGAGCUAAGUUUGCUCAUUCUCUCUUCUGCCUUCAGAUGUUGCAGACAGAUUUUAAAUGAAGAGGAAAGGUUUUUAGAACACAAGAAAGCUUUCUCUUUUAAGAAUUUUUUAAGCUGACAGUGUAUGCUUGUGAGCUGAAGAUGUGGAAAAUCUCUCCAUGAUGGUCCUGUCUCAAACUGCAUUUUUAACUUUAAUGUUGGCUUUGUACUUUGCAGUCUGGCUGUCUGAUCUGCAGUAGACUCCUGAGGAGGUGGCACCGGAUAUAAAAUGUCUGUUAUAUUUAGAGUUAAUGGAUUAAACUGUUUUGCUAUUUAAUUUGUGGGUGUGUCAAAUAUUCUGGUAACUAAAGCACACGGAGGGUGCUGGAUGCCCUCCUCAUCACGCUGCACUGUCUGUGCUUACACAUGUGUCCUGUGUCCUGAUCUCACCUUGUUCUUACCCUGGGUUUCCCAGGAUACAAGGCCCAUGAGGAUGGAGAUGAUACAACUUAAUGUAACUUUGCUUGGAUUGAGAACUGAACCCUAAUAUCUCAGUGGUGAAAGGCUAGCCUGCAAUAAAACCUGCUUUAAAACCUAAGUGAAGCAGCUUC